Messenger RNA from Hippopotamus amphibius kiboko, 4014 nucleotides. RefSeq names its product cap methyltransferase 1 (gene CMTR1). Bases 165 to 2738 code for a protein of 857 amino acids. The transcript is spliced from 24 exons. Gene Ontology annotation, biological process: 7-methylguanosine mRNA capping. Gene Ontology annotation, molecular function: protein binding; methyltransferase cap1 activity; nucleic acid binding. Lineage: Eukaryota; Metazoa; Chordata; Mammalia; Artiodactyla; Hippopotamidae. Gene Ontology annotation, cellular component: nucleus; cytoplasm. The record is from RefSeq and is a predicted model, not a curated record.
CGACUACGCGGCCCGCGGACCGGGGCGGGCUUGUGGGGAAGCGAAACUGAGGGAGGAGGAGGCGGCGCUGGCAGCGGCAGGGCCAGGCCUGGUGGCGGCGGCAUCGGCGGCCUGAUUCCCCCCUCUCCGCUCCUUGGCAGCUCGCCCUCUUCCCUCAGCUAACAAUGAGGAGGAGAAAUGAUUCAGAAUGCACUGCGCCUCUCAAGAAACAGAAGAAAAGAGUUGCAGAGCUUGCCCUGAACCUCAGCUCCACAUCUGAUGAUGAACCUCCCUCCUCUGUCAAUCAUGCAGCAAAAGCAUCUGCUACAAGCCUAAGUGGGUCUGACAGUGAGACUGAGGGGAAGCAGUGCAGCUCUGACUCCUUUGACGAUGCAUUCAAAGCAGACUCUCUUGUGGAGGGAACUUCUUCUCGUUAUUCCAUGUAUAACAGUGUGUCCCAGAAGCUCAUGGCCAAGAUGGGCUUCAAGGAAGGUGAAGGAUUGGGUAAAUACAGUCAGGGUCGGAAGGACAUCGUUGAGGCCUCUAAUCAGAAAGGUCGACGAGGCUUGGGUCUGACGCUGCGAGGCUUUGACGAAGAGCUGAAUGUGGACUGGCGAGCUGAGCCAGAGCCCAGUGCCUGUGAGCAGGUGUCAUGGUUCCCAGAAUGUACCACUGAAAUUCCUGACACUCAGGAAAUGAGCGAUUGGAUGGUUGUGGGAAAGAGAAAGAUGAUUAUUGAAGAUGAAACAGAGUUUUGUGGGGAAGAGCUGCUUCACAGUGUGUUGCAAUGUAAGAGUGUGUUUGAUGUCCUGGAUGGGGAGGAGAUGCGGCGAGCUCGGACCCGGGCCAAUCCCUACGAGAUGAUCCGAGGAGUCUUCUUCCUAAACAGGGCGGCAAUGAAGAUGGCUAACAUGGAUUUUGUGUUUGAUCGCAUGUUUACAAAUCCGAGGGACUCUUAUGGGAAACCACUGGUGAAGGACCGGGAAGCUGAGCUUCUAUACUUUGCUGACGUCUGUGCAGGCCCAGGUGGCUUCUCAGAGUAUGUGCUGUGGAGGAAGAAGUGGCAUGCAAAGGGCUUUGGAAUGACUCUGAAGGGUCCUAAUGACUUUAAGCUGGAAGACUUCUACUCGGCCUCCAGUGAGCUCUUCGAACCCUACUACGGUGAGGGUGGAAUUGAUGGAGAUGGAGACAUCACCCGCCCGGAGAAUAUCACUGCUUUUCGGAAUUUUGUCCUGGAUAACACAGAUCGCAAGGGUGUCCACUUUCUGAUGGCCGAUGGGGGUUUCUCAGUGGAGGGACAGGAGAACCUGCAGGAGAUCCUCAGCAAACAGCUGCUGCUCUGCCAGUUCCUCAUGGCGCUGUCCGUUGUCCGGACAGGAGGCCACUUAAUCUGUAAGACCUUUGACCUCUUCACACCAUUCAGUGUGGGGCUCAUCUACCUGCUGUACUGCUGCUUUGAACGAGUGUGUCUAUUUAAGCCGAUUACCAGCCGUCCUGCCAACUCAGAGAGGUAUGUGGUGUGCAAGGGCCUGAAGGUGGGCAUAGAUGAUGUGCGGGAUUACCUCUUCUCAGUCAAUAUUAAGCUCAACCAGCUGCGGAACACUGAUUCCGACGUCAACCUUGUGGUCCCCUUGGAGGUGAUCAAGGGAGACCAUGAAUUUACUGACUACAUGAUACGGUCCAAUGAGAGCCAUUGUAGUCUGCAGAUCAAAGCUCUGGCCAAAAUCCAUGCCUUUGUUCAAGACACGACCCUGAGUGAGCCUCGGCAGGCAGAGAUCCGGAAAGAGUGCCUCAGGCUUUGGGGGAUCCCAGACCAGGCUCGAGUUGCUCCUUCUUCCACAGACCCAAAAUCUAAGUUCUUCGAGCUAAUCCAGGCACCCGUACUGAGCGCCUGUCCCUUCCCCCAACCCAGCCGUGUUUUCUCUGACCCGGGGCUGCAGGGCACUGAGAUUGACAUCUUCAGCUAUAAGCCCACGCUGCUUACUUCCAAAACCCUGGAGAAGAUCCGCCCAGUGCUCGACUACCGCUGCAUGGUGUCUGGCAGUGAGCAGAAGUUCCUCAUCGGCCUGGGGAAGUCUCAGAUCUACACGUGGGAUGGCCGCCAGUCAGACCGCUGGGUCAAGCUGGACCUGAAGACAGAGCUACCCAGGGACACUCUGCUCUCUGUGGAGAUUGUCCAUGAGCUGAAAGGGGAGGGGAAGGCCCAGCGGAAGAUCAGUGCGAUCCACAUCCUCGAUGUCCUCGUGCUGAAUGGCAGUGACGUGCGGGAGCAGCACUUUAACCAACGAAUUCAGCUUGCUGAGAAAUUUGUGAAAGCUGUUUCCAAGCCCAGUCGGCCUGACAUGAAUCCCAUCAGGGUGAAGGAGGUGUACAGGCUAGAGGAGAUGGAGAAGAUUUUUGUCAGGUUGGAAAUGAAGAUCAUCAAGGGCUCCAGUGGCACACCGAAGCUCAGCUACACAGGGCGGGACGACCGGCACUUUGUGCCCACUGGCCUCUACAUCGUCAGGACAGUGAAUGAGCCCUGGACUAUGGGAUUCAGCAAAAGCUUCAAGAGGAAGUUCUUCUACAACAAGAAAACCAAGAACUCUACCUUUGACCUCCCUGCAGAUGCCAUUGCUCCAUUUCACAUCUGCUACUACGGCCGGCUCUUCUGGGAGUGGGGGGAUGGCAUCCGUGUGCAUGACUCCCAGAAGCCCCAGGACCCAGACAAGCUGUCCAAGGAGGACGUCCUCUCCUUCAUCCAGACGCACAGCGCCUGAGGACCUAGGGAUGCCCACCCCUGCCGAGUGCCCUGUUGUUCCCUGAGCCUGGCCAAGAGGGUGGUGGCCUCCUCUCCAGCUCCUCUGAAGAGCUCUGUUGGGGUCUUCAGAGGACACAUGUUCCUUCUGAGACACUUUCUGGACUUCCCUCCCCAGAGACCUGCUGGGGAACUGUCUUCCCUGUCAGGACUCAGCCUGAAGGAUGCAGCUCCUACAGCAGGUUUGAGGUCCGGGCCCAGGACACAUGGGGCCAGUGGAGGACGUGUCAGAGGUCAGCAGGGCUUUAGCUCUGCCGUUCUCUCCUGUAUCCUGUAGACUCACUUUUCUGAGUUCCGCGCACUGCCCCGAGGGUGGCCAUGCCCCUGCUGUGCCCAGUUUUUUAUUGGGCCAACCCUGAAAGGGAGGAGGCCCACUGUUGUGAGCUGGCCAGGAGCAGCUGCUGUAUAAAUCAAGGUUUUGUUUCUUUGAACUUGCUCUGUUUUGAUGCCAUGUUGGAGAAGAUUUUCUUGUCUCCUCCCCUUACCCUGUCCUGGUCUUCCUGGGAGUUCUUCGCAGCCCAAACCUCUGACCGUCCCGCAGGCCGGGAAGGGAGGCAUGUGGACCCCACAUCUCUUGACACCACAUCAGGAUGCUGGCAGCAUUGUCUGAUGGUGGGUCUGACUGCUUCCUGGGGUUGUAGAGCCUUCCUGGGCCCCACCCCUUUUGAUCCAAACCUUGGGCAGCUCUGGAAGGGGAGGAAGCAGCCUUGAAGACCUGCCAUUUUCUGUGCACCAACAGUUGUGGCCCUGCUGUAACAGAGGGCCCUCCAGGGUUGGGUUGUACCCAGUCCUCUGGCAAUCAUGGCAUCUGUUUGCCCCAGCCACCUUGCCACCCUCCCCCCUCGUUUGUUUUCCCCAACAGGAGGCACAGUUGCUUUUGUUUGUCCUUUUGUGGUCACUCCAUUUCCUCUAUCUUGGCGGGCUGAGGGGGAAGCUGGGCAGUAGCUUUGGGUGGGGGAGGGAACCUGUGGUUGUUUUUAAUGGGAAAUACCUCUCAGAGAUGCUCACACGGGCUCCCUAGGGCCCCAUCCCAGUGCUAGACCGGUUUCCAUGGAGAUAGAGGGCACUGAGGCUCCCCAUGAGGUUGGAAUUGACUCCACCUCAGGGGUCUCCAGCCAGCAUCCAGCCCCUCCCCCCAGGCUGUCAGCAGCACCGCUGAGAUGCUGUAUUUCCACCCAAUUCUGGGUAUCAGUGUGUCUUGCAGAAUCUUGGAUCAUUAAAGACAAACAUAUUUUUAA